This is a messenger RNA of Colletotrichum siamense, 456 nucleotides long. RefSeq lists its product as uncharacterized. The transcript has 2 exons. The record is from RefSeq and is a predicted model, not a curated record. Lineage: Eukaryota; Fungi; Ascomycota; Sordariomycetes; Glomerellales; Glomerellaceae. The coding region runs from base 1 to 456 and encodes 151 amino acids.
AUGCACGCCGAGAAACAUCAUGGAGGCCAGCGAUCGGCGGAAAUGCUACGCGCCACCCAGGAAAGCUUAAGCAUCCUCGAGAAGAUGGGCCAAUUCUGGGACCAUGCUUCCAAGAUGCAUCGUCGACUUUUAGCUUUCAACAGUCACGCUCAUCUCUUCACGUCACUAUUCAAUGCCCACAAAUCUCCUGAUCUGGGCCCAGAACUGGAGGCGGCGCUGUGGUCUAUGAUCGACUAUGGUUCCAUGUGCCGCGAUUCGAAUCUCUCUGUGCCGAGUCCGACACUUGUCCUUCCGUCAGAGACACCCUUUUCAGUUCAGCUCGAACUUAGUGAGGAUCAAGGCCUAGGCCUAGCAGAUAGCCCCAGCAUGGUGUUGUCGAAUAUUGACUCUACGGCGAUGAGCUUUGAUACUCCUAGCAUUUCGUAUCUUUUCGAGUUGGCAUCUAGCGGCGGUUAA